Molecule: messenger RNA, 4776 nt
Organism: Trichoderma gamsii
Lineage: Eukaryota; Fungi; Ascomycota; Sordariomycetes; Hypocreales; Hypocreaceae
Exons: 2
Coding region: 1-4776 (1591 amino acids)
Biological process (GO): nucleoside metabolic process
Molecular function (GO): catalytic activity; protein binding
Source: RefSeq, a predicted model, not a curated record
AUGGCCAGUCCCAAUUCGCCUCCGCCAAACAGUCGCGACGACUUCGAAAUCGCAAUCAUUUGUGCUUUAGCCGUUGAAUACGAUGCCGUCGCCCUUUUGAUUGACAAAUUCUGGGAUGAAGACGGUGAUCAGUAUGGUAGAGCUAUUGGCGAUCAAAACACAUAUACCACUGGGCGAAUGGGCAGCUUCAGCAUCGUGCUGGUGCUUCUUCCUGAUGCAGGUAAAGUCAGCGCAGCAAGCGCAGCAUCCAGCUUUCGAUCGAGCUUUCCAAGAAUUACCCUCGCUUUGUUGGUGGGAAUUUGUGGAGGGGUGCCUUACACGAAGGACAAUGAAGAGAUUCUUCUGGGAGAUGUUGUAAUCAGCAAGACUGUCAUCCAAUAUGACCUUGGAAGACAACAUCAUGAAAGAUUUCUCACCAAGGAAACACUCGAAGACAAAUUAGGGAGACCGUGCGCAAAUAUUCGCAGCAUCCUUGCCGUUAUGGAAACAAACCAGGGGCGAGAACGCCUGGAGAAUCGCGCUGCUGUACUAUUAGAACAGCUGCAACGUCAUGCCAGCCAAAAGAAAACGCGAAGGCCGGUGAAGUACGAGUAUCCUGGCAUACUCAAAGAUCGACUCUUUGAAUCGAGCUAUGUCCACAAGCACCAAGUCUUGCUGCCAUAUCGUUGCUGCGAGGAAGUACCAUGUGAUCACUCUCACGCGCUCUCUUGCGAUGAUCUUGGCUGUGAAAAUGAACAUCUCGUUCAACGUCAGCGGCUCAACGAUCAGACUCACAAUCUUUCCAUUUUCAUCGGUCGCUUUGGCUCAGGUGAUACCACGCUGAAAUCUGGAAUAUAUCGUGACCAAGUCGCUCACCGCCAUGGACUCCUGGCAUUCGAAAUGGAGGGCGCAGGCAUCUGGGACGAGCUUCCAUGUAUCAUCGUCAAAGGCAUAUCCAACUAUGCCGAUGGUCACUGGAAUGCAGACUCAGGUUGGCAGUGUUUUGCCGCCGCCACGGCCGCUGCAACAGCAAGGGCAUUGAUUGAGCGGUAUCCCAAGACAGAUAGGUCUCAUCCUCCAUUGGCCAUCGAAGAACGCAGACGAAGAACUGAAAAACGCAGAGAAAGAACUGAAGAGGAGGACAAGUGUCUGAGGGACAUGCAUGUAACUGAUCCUACUCUUGACAAGAAAAGAAUUGAAGACACCAACGGAGGUCUCUUGAAAGAUUCGUAUGUUUGGAUUCUCUCAAAUGCCGAGUUUACCCAAUGGCGCAAUAAUCCUGAUGGUGGACUCUUGUGGAUCAAAGGGGACCCUGGCAAAGGCAAGACGAUGCUCAUGUGCGGUCUCAUCGAUGAACUAAAGGCGGACGGCGUAACGCGGCCGAGCUACUUCUUUUGCCAGGCAACCAAUGCCCAGCUAAACAGCGCCACCAAAGUCCUAUGUAGCCUGGCCUACUCUAUUGCCUGCGAAGACGAACUGGCUCUCGCGUAUGUUAUGGAGAAGUAUGAACACGCAGGCAAAGAAUUGUUCAAUAACACCAAUUCCUGGACAGCUAUGUCACAUAUUUUGGCACACAUUCUACAAAACUCAAGUUUAAAAGACAAGGUCUUCGUUGUUGAUGGUCUUGAUGAGUGUGUGGUUGAUCGUUCGAAUCUUCUUGAUUUCAUUGCCCAAGCGCCAGGAAUAUCAGAUGCAAAAUGGAUUGUCUCAAGUCGAAACUGGCCUGAUAUUGAGGAGAAGCUAAACACAGGCUCCAAAAAAUUGCUGUUGUCUCUCGAGCUAAACGAACAGUCAAUUUCCGAUGCCGUUCGCGUUUACAUUGAACAUAAAGUCCAUCAACUGGCCAUACUCAAAAAGCUAGAUCAGAAAUCUCGCAACCUUGUUCAAAGUCAUUUGCUGGCUAAUGCUAAUGGCACCUUUUUAUGGGUUGCCUUGAUUUAUAAAGAGCUUUUUAAAGGGGGUGUGAAGAAACGGCAUUUGCAAGAUCUGAUGGCUGCUUUCCCCCCUGAGCUUAGACCGCUAUACGCGCGUAUGAUGGAGCAAGUGUGUGAGUCGCGCGAUAGACAAAUAUGUCUAGAAUUGUUAGGGCUGAUGUCGCUUACUUAUCGACCAAUUUCAUUGUUGGAGUUGACUUCGUUCGUUCAAAUGCCCGCAAAUGACGAUGGCAUUGAAGAACUGAGAGACAUCGUUGCUACGUGCGGGUCCUUUCUUGUUUUGAAGGAUGACGUGGUUUACUUCGUACACCAAUCGGCCAAAGAGUUUCUGCUCGAUAACGCAUCUGACGAGAUCUUCGACUCCGGAAAAGCUCGAAAACACCACGACAUCUUUUCAAAAUCAAUACGGAUCCUUUCACAAACUCUUCGACGAGACAUAUAUGGGCUCCGCCAUCCCGGGGCUCAACCUUCUGUAUCCAGUGUACCCAAUCCGGAUCCGCUAGGACCUCUAAAAUAUGCUUGUUUAUUUUGGGUUGAUCACCUUCGAGAUUCUAUAGUCGACUCUUCUGGCAAGACUAUCUCGCAAGCCAGCCUAGAAGAUGAUGGGAUGGUUCAUUUCUUUCUCAAAACCUUUUUAUUUUAUUGGCUAGAAGCACUUUGUCUAAUGGGCAAGCUGACGGAGGGUAUUAUCGCUAUAAAAAUGCUGGAAGCAUUGGUACGUCAGCCAAUCUUCACAGCACAAGACCUUGGUCUGCUACACACGUUUAUGAGAGAUGCUCGUCAGCUUGUGUUGUCCUUCAGGCCAGCAAUUGAAUUUACUCCUCUGCAAUUAUACUUUUCGGUUCUUCUUUUUGCUCCUACAUCUAGCAUAGUACGACAAGCUUUCGAACCAAACCAGGCGAAAUGGAUCUCACACAAGCCUAGCGUGCGAUUUGGAUGGGAUGCACGUUUGCAAAUAUUAGAAGGCCAUCAAAGCGACAUUACUUCACUGGCGUAUUCGCCAGAUAAUCUGAGACUAGCGUCCUAUGAUAUCAGCAAUAAUCUUAGGGUGUGGGAUCGGGCCACAGGGGCUUGCUUGCAGUCACUUGAGUUCGAAGGUACCUGGGGUUGUACGAGCAUGGUGUUUUCGCCUGACAGCAGUCAAUUGGCAUUAUCUUUCGACUUGUGCAUCAGAAUCUUGGAUCCAACAAGUGGCACCUGUAUAAAGACGCUCAAUAAUGGUCGGUAUUAUGGGUCAAUGACAUAUUCGCCCAAUGGCAUGCAGUUAAUUUUGUCAAAUCAACUUUGGGAGGAGGACGACUUUCGAAUAUGGGAUCUUACGACAGAGAUGCAGCUUCAAACGGAAGAUUACUACCAAGACGUCCGAGAACCAGCUGUCUUCCACCACGAUGCACAAAACGUAGAUGAGGACGAGGACGAGACAUCAGACGAAGACGAGAUAUCAGACGAGGACGAGACAUCAGACGAAGACGAGGCAUCAGACGAGGACGCAAUUACAGUAGUUCGAAGUCCAAUAACGGGUUCCCGCGUCCAGAUAGUUAGCGAACAUCGCCUUGUGGAUGUAGAGUUUACAUUAGAUGGCAUGCUAUUCGCGCUCAGAAUGAAGGCUCGAAAAAGGCGAAUCAGAAAAUCUGGGCCAAUCUACAUCGUGGAAGCCGCAACUGGUAGAUGUCUGCAGAAACUCACGGACUGCAGUUGGCUUAGUGAACAGUGUGCUUUUUCACUGGAUGGUUCACACCUGGCGGCGGUUUAUGCGUCGCAAAAUCUUGGCAUUUGGGACGUAAAAACAGGCGCUUGUCUCAUGGACUUUCCGAACGCGAUAAGUGUUGAAGCUUGCGUAGCCUUUUCUCCUGACGGCACGGACGUGGCCUUUGUUGCAGAUUCCUCUACUAUCAUGAUCUGGGAUCUUACUCUGGCCUCUUCCGUGGACCCUGUAAAACAAGAAGAGGUCCAUUCAGUCAUAUUUUCACCGGAUAGCACACGCCUUGCACUCAUAACAAAUUAUUUUGUGAUAACAUAUCCUUUUACUAUUGAAAUUUGGGAUCCUGUAGCAGGAACAUGUCAGCAGCAGCUCCAUGUCGGUAGUUCAACUCGGGACAAAGUUUAUUACGCCCCGCCGCAGUUGGCAUUUUCUCCGGACAGCACGCAAUUAGCAUAUUCGAGAUGGAAUGAAAUUACAAUUCGGGACUUGGCCGCAAAUCCACAUCAUAACAGGUGUGAAUUCGAAGUUUCCAGCGACGCAAAGUCAAUUAUAUUUUCUCCCAACGGCAGUCGACUGGCGGUGGCGGAGGAUAAGCCUCACUCGCAAAGGAUUAGAUCCGAAAUUCCCAGCAUCGCAACUCCGAAAAUUGAAAUCAGGGACGCGAUUAACGGCGCAAUUGUUUACACAUUCUAUUUUGCAACGGCGAUAAAGAAUAUCCAAUUCUCGUCGGACGGCAAGCGUUUGGGGUCAUUGUCAGAAAAGGGCAUCGCAGCGAUAUGGGAUCUGAAUACGGGCGCAUGCCUACAGACUUUCGAUUCCAAUUUGGUAUGGACAUUAAGCGUGGGCAAUGACGCCUGGCAUAUAUACAGAUAUGCACCUCACGUCCAAGUUCAAUGUUUUCUCACCAACAUGUUGCAGAAUCCAGAUUCAAUACCUGGUAUUACUGAAGAGUUUGGUAAUAGUCCAAACAUGCAGUGGCUUGUGCGACGAGGAGAGCCUUUUCUCUGGCUCCCUAUGGAAUAUCGAUCCGUGGAUGUUACUUUUGCGGGAGGAAACAUUGCUAUUGUUCUUUCUAAUAAAACACUUGCUUUAAUUUCUCUUAGCCUUGCUGAAUUGGACGCCGAGAUGGCAUCUAACAGGUCAUCAAUAGUCAAAGACUAG